GGGCUGUUUUUGCGGCAUUAGUGUGCUGUUUCACCAGUUUGUCUUUUGUUUUUGAACAAUAUUCGUGAAAUUUUCUGUUGGUCUGUUUGAGUGGUUUGUUUUACUUUGAUUCAUGAAUUUUGCCAGAGUAUUUUGAAGGUUCAAGCUGUGUUUGUUGAUUAAAACAUUUUUGAUAAUUGGUCUAAUCUGAUAUUGUAUAUGAAACGAACGAAAAAUGGCAAAGGACAUAGUCUUGAGAUUUAUGAAGGCUCAAAACAGGCCCUUCAGUACAAAUGAUGUGGUCUUAAAUCUCCGCAACGAGCUAGGCAAAACCGUGGUGCAGAAAGCUUUCGAUCAGUUGGUGAACGAAGGCAAACUCCUUGAAAAAGUUUAUGGGAAACAGAAAAUCUAUUGUGUUGCCCAGGAGCAGAGUAAAAAUGCCGAAGAACUGCUGCGAAUCGACCGGGAGCUUCAGGCUCACGUUAACGAAGUUGAAGCUAAGCAGCAGGAACUCGAGAAGGAAGUGCGGAUUCUGGAGGCUAGUCUUUCCGGUUUAAAGUCUAGCAUCACAUUAGACGAAGCUCGAUUGCAGAGAUCACAAUUGAAAAUUAGGGUUGAUACUUUGGCUCAAAAAUUAGACGAACUGAUGGAAGCGACGGGCUCAGAAGACUUGACCGCAACGAAAAAGAAGGUCGAGGAUUCUUUAAACAUACGCAAACGCGAAUAUGGAAAAAGAAAACGAAUUGUCACUGAAAUUAUAGAUUGUAUUCGGGAAAAUUAUCCAGGCAGCAAAACUGAACUCUAUGAGGAAAUUGGAAUUGUUGAGAAAUUUGUGUAAUACAAGUGUUCUUCAUUUCAAGUUUAAAAAACUAAGGGCAAAUUUUUAUUGAUACAUGAAAAAACGGUUGAAACUUGAAUUUAAUAGUUUAGUUUCACUUUUUUGUUUGUGUUU
Molecule: messenger RNA, 931 nt
Organism: Belonocnema kinseyi
Lineage: Eukaryota; Metazoa; Arthropoda; Insecta; Hymenoptera; Cynipidae
Product: homologous-pairing protein 2 homolog
Exons: 2
Coding region: 215-817 (200 amino acids)
Biological process (GO): meiotic strand invasion involved in reciprocal meiotic recombination; homologous chromosome pairing at meiosis; meiotic joint molecule formation
Cellular component (GO): DNA recombinase auxiliary factor complex; condensed nuclear chromosome
Molecular function (GO): double-stranded DNA binding; recombinase activator activity
Source: RefSeq, a predicted model, not a curated record